CCCCUUCCCCUCCCCCUCCCACCCCAUGUUCCAGUUACUGCGAGGAGGAGCCGCCGCGUUUGCGAGUCUUGUUGUCCGACCGCCGAUCGUAACAAAAAUGGCCCUAACCCAACUCUCAAGUACUAAAUGCUUUGGAGGAUAUCAGAAGGUGUACGAGCAUGACAGCUCGGAAUUGAAAUGCAAGAUGCGGUUUGGAAUCUACUUGCCUCCCAAAUCAGAGAGUGCAAAGUGCCCAGUGUUGUAUUGGCUUUCAGGAUUAACCUGCACAGAACAGAACUUCAUAACCAAAGCAUCCAGUCAACAGGCAGCCGCAGAGCACGGUCUCGUUGUCGUGGUGCCGGACACCAGUCCUCGUGGCUGCAAUAUUCCUGGUGAGGAUGAGAACUGGGACUUUGGUACAGGUGCUGGGUUUUAUGUAAAUGCCUCCGAGGAGCCUUGGAAGACUAAUUACCGGAUGUACGCCUAUGUGACCGAGGAGUUGCCUCGUCUCGUUGAUGCUAAUUUCUCUGUGAUCUCUGGGAAGAUGUCCAUCUUUGGCCAUUCAAUGGGUGGUCAUGGGGCAUUAGUUUGUGCUUUGAAAAACCCUGGAAAGUACAAGUCUGUGUCAGCGCUGGCUCCUAUCUGCAACCCCGUGAUGUGCCCCUGGGGACAGAAGGCAUUUACUGGGUACCUGGGACCUGAUAAAACCAAGUGGGAGACGUACGAUGCCACCUCUCUGGUGGGAUCCUAUUCCGGACCUCACCUGGACAUCCUCGUUGACCAAGGAAAGGACGAUCAGUUCUUGGUUGCUGGACAAUUGCUCCCUGAUAACUUUAUCAAGGCAUGCACUGAAAAUAAGAUUCCAGUUGUUUUACGGCUCCAGGAGGGAUAUGAUCACAGUUACUACUUCAUCGCUUCAUUUAUCGGAGACCACAUCAAACACCAUGCAAAGUAUCUCAAUGCUUAGGCACCAGCAUCUAAUUGUACCUCUCCUUCGUGAAAGAUAAUAGUUCACCAUAUUUUGGUUCAAUAACUGCAGUUCUUGCCCUUCCCUACACAGUGGCUGCUGGUAUUUUGAGUUGAUCUGCAACAAGGAAUUUAUCCUCAGCUAGCCAACCCUUUGGAAAUCAUUGUCAUUGAUUUGCUUAAUAAAAUUAGAGUUGUUAUCUCGUCCAUAUCAGUGUAAAAGAACAAAGCUGAAAUAAAGUCUUGAGAAUAAAGUUAAUAAAACUGGGUUUGGGUAUCUGUGUGCAACAGGAAGGACACUGCCAUAAAGCAGUCAUCUAGAUCAGUGGUUCCCAACCUUUUUUAGCUCAUGGCCCCCUUGGGAUCUUUUAAUUUUUCUGUGGCCCCCCCCGACAUUAUUAGCGGAAAAAAAGUACUUCAAUAUUAUAAUACCUUCCAUAAAAAUAUCAGUGUCUAUUAAUUGCACAUAUAUUUAAAUGUAUUAGAACUGAAAUUUAGGAGGCAACAGGGUGGUAGCGUUGUGGCCCCCUUCAUUGAACCUGUGGCCCCCUAAAUCCCAAUUUUUUUCUGUGGCCCCCCUGAAAUUUGCCAUGGCCCCAGGUUGGGAAUGACUGAUCUAGAUGAGCUGUAGAGGGCUGCCUCGACCCUGGUCUCAGCAAAUCCACACCUUCUGAGCUGGCCCAGGAGCAUCUGGCAGUUUAAUGACCUUGCCACUGGGAUGUGAUGGGAGGGAAUGGGAAGAGCCGAGUCUGCUCCAGUUGAUAGCACUUCAGUUCCACUUCAGGAAACUAAUCAGUCUACCCUAUGAAUGAAUAAUAGAAUAGACAAUAGGUGCAGGAGUAGGCCAUUCGGCCUAUCUAGGCCUCGCAUCAUUUUAUAUACUUUAAUCAGAUCUCCCCUCUAUGUCUGGCAUUCUAGAGAAAACAAUCCAAAUGUGUCCAACCGCUCCCUAACACUGCCUAAUCCUGGCAUAAUUCUGGUAAAGCUCCUCUGCAACCGUUCCAAAGCCUUUGUGUCUUUCCUGUAAUGGGUGACCAGAACUGCACACAAUACUCAAAUUGCGGCCUAACCAAAGAAUUAUAAAGCUGCAUCAUGAUUUCCUGACAUACUCAAUGCCCUGAACAAAGAAGGCAAGUAUACUGUAUGGAAUUCUCUGCCACAGAAGGCAGUGGAGGCCAAUUCACUGGAUGUUUUCAAGAAAUAGUUAGAUUUAGCUCUUGGGGCUAAGGGAUAUGGGGAAAAAGUAGGAAAGGGGUACUGAUUUUAGAUGAUCAGCCAUGAUCAUAUUAAAUAGUGGUGCUGGCUCGAAGGGCCAAAUGGCUUUCUCCAUCUAUUUUGCUGUGUCGUCUUUACUACGCGAUCUACUUGUGUUGCCACUUUCAGGCGCUUAUGGACUAGGACCCCAAGAUCCCUCUAAUACUGUUUAGGAUCUUACCAUGAAUUGCAUAUUUGAAAUGGGGCAACUCUGUGUACUGCCUCAGUGAAGUCUAUUCUUACACUACAAUUGUGGCACUUUUGUGUUUAUUUAUGAUUGAGCUUAUGUACAGUAUAGUAUGAAUUUACUGAGGUUUGCAAAACAACGAAUUUCACUGUAUUAAGGUACAUUUGACAAUAAAGUACUUUAAGAAGGAAC
Leucoraja erinaceus (little skate) is the source of this 2578-nucleotide messenger RNA. It is a transcript of the gene esd, whose product is annotated as esterase D/formylglutathione hydrolase. Gene Ontology annotation, molecular function: S-formylglutathione hydrolase activity. Gene Ontology annotation, cellular component: cytosol. Lineage: Eukaryota; Metazoa; Chordata; Chondrichthyes; Rajiformes; Rajidae. The record is from RefSeq and is a predicted model, not a curated record. The transcript is spliced from 9 exons. Gene Ontology annotation, biological process: formaldehyde catabolic process. The coding region runs from base 26 to 946 and encodes 306 amino acids.